Drosophila rhopaloa is the source of this 4752-nucleotide messenger RNA. RefSeq lists its product as uncharacterized. The record is from RefSeq and is a predicted model, not a curated record. Lineage: Eukaryota; Metazoa; Arthropoda; Insecta; Diptera; Drosophilidae. Gene Ontology annotation, biological process: lipid transport. Bases 235 to 4656 code for a protein of 1473 amino acids. The transcript has 15 exons. Gene Ontology annotation, molecular function: lipid carrier activity.
AUCGCGAACCGAAAAGACGUCGAGCUGUACUUCGGGAAUAAGACGAGUUGGCGAUAAAGGAGGAAAAGCGGCGGCUUUUUUGAAACAUAUCUGAUAAUAUACAGUCGCGUUCAUAUAAAUAUAUAUAUACAUAUAUUGCCUUACGUUAGAACAGUGAGUCUGUGCGCGCAGUGAAAACCUUCGGAAAAUCUGUGAGAAAGAGAGUACCACGACCUCGGAAGGAAGCAGCUGGCCAUGAGGCGACUCAAGUGCUCCGUGUUCGUGUAUCUUUUCCUGAUCUUCGACGCCAGCCAUGCAUUCAGCAUCAUUGGCCUCAACAAACAAAUGCUCUACGAGUACGUGGGCAACAUCGUCGUUGGCGCAAAGGCCCUGGACGAGGGUCAUCCGGCGCCUCCAACCACAGGAUGGACAGUGCGGGGGAAACUGACGCUCCAGCGGCAGAGCGAACUAGUCAUGGCUGCGGCGCUGGUCAUCGACGAUGUAACGCUGAGCAACUCCGGCGAGAAGUUCCUCCAGAACAAGGAGAUGUACCCGCCCUACAAGCCCUUCAAGAUCGCCCUCACCCCAGACUGCGCCAUCUCGCAUGUGGUCUUCAAGGAGGGCGAUCCCAUAUGGAGCAUGAACUUCAAGCGGGCCAUCGCUUCGGUCCUGCAGUUCCAGAUGAAGUCCAGCGGGGCCUUCGUUGUGGAUGAGCUUGGUAUCCACGGCACAUGCCGCACGGAGUAUUUUGUGUCCAACAGGACCAGCUACAUCUCCAUCCGCAAGACGCCGGAGCUGACGACCUGCCAGCCCUACUCGGAGGCGGUGCACACCACCCGGAGCAACGUGUCGCCGAACACGUGUGAGUUCGACCACCAGAAGAGUGUAAUCAUCGGCAACGAGGCCAUUUACGGAAUGCUGCCUCAUAACGAGACUGGGUACUUCCUAAGCAUGGCCCAUGCCAAGAGCACCACUUUGAUCCACACCUUUGAGUCCACGGGGGAGGCGCAGUUCAUCAACUCGGAGUUGAUGCUCAACUUUAUAAAUGAGUCGCCCAUUGACAAUCCCAUCGAUAUUGAAACCUCAAUGGCGGCCGAAUCAUCUAACCUGGAGCUACAGCCGCUGGACCCGAAUGAUCCGACUGGCGGACGAAAUCCCCAGCAGCAGGAGAUUCUGAUUACCCAGGCGGGCGUACUCCUGGACAGCCUGGCCGAGGGUCUCGAGACCACGGAAUUUAAGUACUCCGAACCCUAUGACUCCACUCUUUCCGAUGUGAUCAAGCUUCUCAGCGAGGUGGACUUUGAUUCGCUCAAAAAACUCUACGAGAAGGUAGACAUCGGCACCUCGUACCGCCAGGAAACCAUUCGCAACAUCUUCCAUGAAAUCAUACCCCGCAUUGGAACCAAAGCCUCCGUUUUUCUCACCCAUCAUCUGGUGCUAAACAAAACUACCAAACCGCAAGUUGCUGUGCAACUGCUGAUACCCAUGCCCUUCCACAUUUUCGAGCUCUCGGCUGAAUUGGUAGAAAAGUGCGAAAGCUUCCUUAAUAUCGGACCGGGGCACCCAGAUGUGAAGCAGGCAGCAAUUCUUAGCUUUGCCACGCUUGUCCAUAAUGUAUACGUGGCUAAGGGCAUUGACAAGGAAAAGUUCGAGGCAUACGUGCAGAAGUACUUCAACGCAUAUCUUAGCGAUCGCGACUUCGACCAGAAGAUGCUGUAUUUGCAGGGUCUGAACAACUUGCAGCUGGGCAACGUGGCCAACUAUCUGGAGCCGAUUGUUCAGGAUCCCAACGAGCACGAGGACCUUAAGUUCCAGGCUGCCUGGACAACACUGGCAUUAGCAGAUCGCCGAGCGGAGCGUAUUUACGAGGUCUACUGGCCCAUCUUCGAGUCGCGCAACGCCAGCCUGGAGCUGCGGGUGGCCGCGGUUACCCUGCUUUUGAUUUCAAACCCCACAGCUGCCCGUCUGAUCAGCAUCCAUCGCAUCAUCCAGAGCGAAACGGACCCACAUAUGAUCAACUACUAUAGGACGACGGUGACGAGCAUUUCGGAGACAACAUAUCCCUGCUACCAGAAACUACGCCGACUCUUGUCCUACAUGCAUCGCCAUUUGCCACCGAAGCCGGAGUCCCGCUACUGGGUCACCGGCAACUAUAUCUUCGACUAUCGCGACUCCAAGUUCGGAAUCGGAGCUAUGCUGCAGGUCUUCCUCGUGGGCGAUCCAAAAUCGGACAUGCCAGUGGUGGCCUUCUUCAAGUUCGACACCGAGGCUCUGGGCAAGUUCACUGGCCAACUGGCGCUUUACAUCAAGGCACGUGGACUGCCAGAUACGAUACUUAGCAAGAUGCAGUCAGGCAAAGGCAGCGAUCCGUUCACUUUCAAGAGCAUCAAAGCCCUUUUGGCCAUGCUGCAGGCUCCGAUCGUCAACUCGAAGGACCUGCACCUGGAGUUCAUUCUGCAAAUGGAGGGCAAGACGGUGCUAUCCUACCAUCUCAACCAGCGGAUGUUCCAGCAACUGACCUACGAAAACAUUCUGGAGCGACUGCAGCAAAUUAUCCGGACGGACAGCCACAUCAACAUGCAAACCGUGCGCUGGCCUUUCAUGAAUCGCUACUCCGUGCCCACCGUGCUGGGCACCUCCGCCGAUGUCCUUUUGCAGACCACCGUGCUGACCUCGUUGCGUGGCAAUAUUACGGAGCAGCGCAAUCCGCCUAUAACAAAACACACGCUGGAGAUCGACGCCCGGUAUUCGUCGUACGCCUCGGUCCGCAGCCGCAGCUACAAUCCGUUCCUGAAUCUGGACCACGAGAUCAACCGGGAGCAAGGCUUCCUCAUCUACGUCCCCUUUAGCAGCGAGCUGCAUAUAAACGAGAGCGACAGUAAGUGCAGGCGCUACUCCUUCUCCCGACCCCAGAAUCUGACCAGCGGCCUGUCCUUCAAGUCGCGGGCGGUGACCAAGACCAGGGGUUUGAUCACUAAAACUGCAACGGUGCCCUUCGAGGAGAUCAUGCUGCCUGAGAGUCGAAACGAUGUGGUCCAACUCUUCAGCUACACAAUGCCAGAUCUGGGCGUACGUCUGGGCAUGAGCACGAAUGUUGACGAGCUAAUCAAGUACAGAGGGAUGCUGCUCAAGUCCGAAUUCACAGAAAAUGGCUUUUCCGGAAACAUGGUGGUGAGCGCCCUAAUGUAUGCAUUUGGCUUUACCCAGCUUAGCUCCAUUCACCUGGGCCACGAUCGGAACUUAACAAUGCUGAUGUUCAACGAAAAGGCCACCAGAAUUGAGGGAAACUUUUGUGCCGAGGAUGUGUUGAAGACUUCAGACCUGAAGGGCAAGCAGAUUGGACUAACGCUGGAGCACACAGACCAAUUAGAUGCUCCGGAUGGGUCAGUCCUGGUGGAUGCUCUCCACAGGUGGAACAUAACCCUAGACGUGCAGGCUUCGACCAAGUCCAACUGGUUCAAAUUGAUUGGUCAAAUUCAGCGCAAUUCAAAGGAUGACGAGGAGGACUGGAAGGCUUGCACCAAGUUGACCUAUGAACCGCUGGUGUUCACCAAACGACCUCACACUCUGAAUGGCAAUGUGGUGUUCGGCCUGGCCACGGAGGAGAGUGAGUGCCCCGAGAAGGGCUCUUCGGUGCAGUUUGCAGCUAGAGCUGGUCCCUCGGAGCACGCCCGUGCCUUCCUGCGCUCCGACAAGAUCUCACUAACGGACACCGAUUUUUGCCCCAAGGAGGUGCUCAAGUUCUCGCCUAUUCCCACGUCCAAGUUUUGCAAGCGCAGCAACUUCGAGAAUUUCACAUCGAUCACACAGUAUGACAUGGACCUGAAGUUUAAUAAUAUGCCCGCUUGGUUUGAGCUUUGGUCCAAUCGACUGGACCAUCUGGUCUCCGCCUUAUCCGCCGACAAAGUGGACAGUCUGCAUAUGAGCCAGGAGAUCAACAUCUCAAUGCACACGCCUCAAGAUCAAUUCAGGUUAGCUGUAGAAGUCAACGGGGUCAAGUGGCGUUUCCACCAAAUCCCCUUUUUGUACAAACUGGACUCCAAGUUCGACGCCUCUCACGAACUCACCUACGUAACUGGCCUGAAACGUUCCUGCUCGGUAAUCAAUGGUAUGAUCAAUACCUUCGAUGAUAAGUUAAUCAAUCUCAGAGAGGUUGCGGUGCGUCCCGAUUGUCUCACCCUCCUGGUGGCCGACUGUUCGCCGUUGCCCCAGCUGGCCGUCUUUGUUACGCCAUCGCCUGCCCAAGAACUAGGCAGCAAUUACGGACUACGCGUCCAUAUCGGGCAGAACUACUUCAAUUUCCACUCCCGCACAGACAACAGAAGCCAGCCUUCAAAUGAGCCGGUGUUUAUAUAUCUCAACCAGGACCAGACGCCGCACGAUGUCCGCCAAAAGCCCUAUCAGUGGCCCAUUGAGACUAGCGACUACGAUUUCCGCGUGGAGCUGAAUGAGCAAAACAUUUUGAUUGUGGAGUGCGCGCAACUGGUUUCCACCAUUCAGUUCGACUUAUACAACAUCCUAAACUUUGAGAUAUACGGCGUGUAUAAGCACCAGAUGUGUGGGCUGUGCAGCCCGCCCUUUAACCGCAUGCGGAACUAUACGAUCUGCGAGGUGGAGGCGAGCACUCCAACGCCGAUUCCCGUGCAGAAUUCCUCUGAUGUUGUUGUAGUCGCAUAAGCAUAAUGUGUGAGUUUAAUCUAAAAUAAAACAGAAAUGGAGCCCAGCAGAGGGAGAACAUGCAAAUCCCAGGGCUUGGAUUCUUAUUUAUGUAAA